Molecule: messenger RNA, 1733 nt
Organism: Exserohilum turcica Et28A
Lineage: Eukaryota; Fungi; Ascomycota; Dothideomycetes; Pleosporales; Pleosporaceae
Exons: 4
Coding region: 45-1691 (548 amino acids)
Biological process (GO): protein folding
Cellular component (GO): chaperonin-containing T-complex
Molecular function (GO): ATP-dependent protein folding chaperone; ATP hydrolysis activity; ATP binding
Source: RefSeq, a predicted model, not a curated record
AUCACCAGCCCCGUAUACACUGCUUCUCGGCCAGGUUCUCCACGAUGCAGGCGCCAGUGGUGGUUAUGAACACCCAGACCCCGGGCGGGGAGCGGCAGUUUGGCCGCAAAGCUCAGCUCUCCAACAUCACAGCAGCCAAGACGGUCGCGGACAUUAUCAGGUCAUGCCUCGGCCCCAAGGCUAUGUUGAAGAUGCUGCUCGACCCCAUGGGCGGCAUCGUCCUCACCAACGACGGCCACGCCAUUCUCCGAGAGAUUGAAGUCGCACACCCGGCAGCCAAGAGUAUGAUUGAGCUCAGCAGGACACAGGACGAGGAGGUGGGCGACGGCACGACGACUGUCAUCAUAUUGGCGGGAGAAAUCCUCGCACAGGCUCUGCCCCAGCUCGAGCGCAACAUCCACCCUGUUGUGAUUAUCCAGGCCUUCAAGAAGGCGCUGGCCGAUGCCCUCGAGAUCAUCAACGAGAUUGCCGUCGAAGUUGACAUCAACGACGACGAGCAAAUGUACAAGAUUAUCAACUCGUCAAUCGGCACAAAGUUUGUCUCGCGGUGGUCGGAGCUGAUGUGCAGUCUCGCCCUCAAGGCCGUCCGUACCGUGUCUGUUGAAGUCGGCCCCGGCAAGAAGGAAGUCGACAUCAAGCGCUACGCACGUAUCGAGAAGAUUCCCGGCGGCGAGAUCGAGGACAGCGUGGUACUGGACGGUGUCAUGGUCAACAAGGACAUUACACACCCCAAGAUGAGGCGGAGAAUCGAGAACCCCCGCGUGCUGCUGCUCGACUGCACGCUGGAGUACAAGAAGGGCGAGAGCCAGACGAACAUUGAGGUCAGCAAAGAGGAGGACUGGAACCGGAUACUGCAAAUCGAGGAGGAGCAGGUCAAGGCCAUGUGCGACGCCAUCAUUGCUCUCAAGCCCGAUCUCGUCAUCACCGAGAAGGGCGUCAGUGACCUGGCACAGCACUACCUCGUCAAGGCCAACAUCACGGCCAUCCGCCGCGUGCGCAAGACGGACAACAACCGUAUUGCGCGUGCGACGGGCGCCACGAUUGUCAACUCGGUGUUCUCGGCAGCGCCUUCAGACAUUGGCACCGAGUGCGGUCUGUUUGAGAUUUCCAAGAUUGGCGACGAGUACUUCACGUUCCUCACAAAGUGCAAGAACCCCAAGGCGUGCACGAUUAUGCUGCGGGGCCCUUCGAAGGACAUCCUGAACGAGAUUGAGCGGAAUCUGCACGAUGCCAUGGGGGUGACGCGAAACGUGAUAUGGAACCCCAAGCUCUGCCCGGGAGGAGGGGCAACCGAGAUGGCCAUUGCCGUGGGCCUGGAAAGGCGGGCCAAGCUCAUCGAGGGCGUGGCACAGUGGCCGUACAAGGCGGUUGCUGAGGCCAUGGAGGUGAUUCCCCGCACACUGAUCCAGAACUCGGGCAACAGCCCGAUCAAGGUGCUCACGCAGCUCCGCGCCAAGCAUGCAGAGGGCUACGAGGACGGCAAGCAGGGCGGAAGCUCUUGGGGGAUCGACGGCGACGCGGGCAAGGUGGCGGACAUGCACACAUACAACGUGUGGGAGCCCAUAGCGGUCAAGGAGCAGAGCGUCAAGACGGCCGUGGAGAGCGCGUGCCUGCUGCUGAGGGUGGACGACAUUGUUGCGGCAAAAUCAGCGAAGCAGGUGGGCGGGCCGAUAGGGGAGGGUGACGAUUAGACGUGUAGUGUAGAUGCGCCGUAGUCGAUGCAGAAACACGCG